AUGCCUGAAUUAUUCUAACCCAUAAAUUAAUGUACUAAUACAUACUCCAGCUGCUUGAUAGUAGUUCUUAGAAGUUCUGGCUUUUUUGUGACUUUUUUCAGAUUGUUUUUCAUCUAGCUGAAGAUGCUAUUGCUUCUAGAAUGUUUGUCAAAUUCUACUACCUAUAGUUCCUUUUAGAAAAAUGCUGACUUAUGGCACUCACUUGAAUAAUACUUCAAUUUUUCAUGGUUUGUUAAGUUAGUGAAGGUGAAAUAGUCAACAUAAUUUCAAAGCUUUAAAUGCGAUUAUCUGCUUUUUUAUCUUAAAAGCACCAAUCACUUUAUGUUUCAGCAAUAUAUGGUGAAGACUAAUCAUUAAUUGCUGAGCGUGAGAUCAUACCCAGACAAUAGAUCUGAAUGUUUCUUAUAUAAUAUGUUGCUUCUCUAAAUUAAUUACUGUAAAAUAGUUUUUCUGCCCUAAUAAAUUUGCGCGAAAAUUUUCAGAUCUUGUGAAGGAAAACUGACAUUUUUGUGUACAGAGUUUCUUGAAUUGUAAAUCAAUUAAUGCUGUUGGGACUAUCUGUUAUUAAGCUCACUAUUAAAAGAUUAUUAGUUCACCUACUAUUACCUGUUAUCUCGUAACCUUUAAAACAAUGCUUGUGGAAUAUUAGUACCAAAUAUUAAGCAGUCUUGGAUUAUAUAUUUCAUUUGCAUAGGAUUUUUAUUCUUAUCCCAAAAUUCUUUUGGUUCUAUUGAAUAAAUUUUUUGUUAGUUACUUAAUGAAUGA
Molecule: messenger RNA, 765 nt
Organism: Paramecium tetraurelia
Lineage: Eukaryota; Ciliophora; Oligohymenophorea; Peniculida; Parameciidae
Exons: 2
Source: RefSeq, a predicted model, not a curated record